Molecule: messenger RNA, 2424 nt
Organism: Penicillium daleae
Lineage: Eukaryota; Fungi; Ascomycota; Eurotiomycetes; Eurotiales; Aspergillaceae
Product: Zn(II)2Cys6 transcription factor
Exons: 1
Coding region: 1-2424 (807 amino acids)
Biological process (GO): positive regulation of transcription by RNA polymerase II
Cellular component (GO): nucleus
Molecular function (GO): DNA-binding transcription factor activity, RNA polymerase II-specific; zinc ion binding; transcription cis-regulatory region binding
Source: RefSeq, a predicted model, not a curated record
AUGCCUGAGAAUACGGCCCGCCCAGCUCGGGAACCUGCAGCCAAGGGUAAAUCCCGUAAGACGGAGCCCAGCGCGGCGCCAAUCCGGAAGCGCCGCAAGAGAACGGUCGUGAGCGGUGCUCCCGAUGACUGCUUUGCAUGCGCCAAACGAGGAGCCCGGUGCGACCGGCGCCGGCCCUACUGCUCCCAGUGCCUCGAGAUGGGUCGCGAAUGCUCUGGAUACAAGACCACUUUGACAUGGGGAGUGGGAGUCGCAAGUCGAGGCAAGCUGCGAGGUCAGAAAUUGCCCGUCAUGGAGGCUGAAGGGGAUGCGUCGGCGAGUACCUCCAAAGGAGCACAGCGCACGAUUGCAUCGAGCAGCCAGAGUCCGCCCUCGUCGCAGAUACCGUCAAAUCCGCCUCCGCUAUCCGCCGUGGCACCUCCGGCGGGGAUGACUGACCACAUGGAAGUGUUCAACUCGAUCGAGACGGAUCCGAUGCAACCGUCCGCCAUGGCGACAGUACCAGAUAUGUCGGCAAAUAUGGCCUGGGCUAUGGACAUGCCUGAUCCACAUACAUGGUCCAAUAUCCCGGUUGCGCCGCCUGAAAUAUCGGGACUUCCUGUGCCUACUCGACCAAUGCUCGCCAAUCGCUCCAGUCCCAGCAUCAAUUCGGAAGCUUCAAUGCAGUAUGCGCCAACAUUGAGCCCUGAGACCAGUUUUGCUGCUCCCAUUUGGCCAGUUGCUCAAAAUUGGGGCCCAAACGCGACUUCACCAUCACAAGACGUGGACGAGGAGUAUCAACAAGAAGACCCCAAACGCUCGAUUUUGUGGGACUCGGGUCAUCGCCCGUCAUAUUCGCAGAUGCUACUGGCAAGAUCGGUCGGGCGGACCCCUCGUCUACGGUACUUGAUCAGUUAUUUCGCUGAGGUCAUUGCCCCCAUGAUUGUCGCCUUCGAUACUCCUUCGAAUCCCUUCCGCAUUCAAAUUCUCCGUCUGGCUCAGGAUAGUCCUGCUUUACAAGAGGCCAUCGCAACCUUGGCGACAAGCAAUCUGCGUCAGCGUCGGGAACGAAAUCACACGUCCACCGAGAGAACAUUGCCUGCACGCAUGUCUUCGAUGGCCCAUCGGGCGCUUACCGACGACGCAUUCCAAGAUCGAUAUGGUAUUUCGGUCCCCGAGGGCUAUGCCAGGGAAGAGAACCACCAUCGGGGAAUGGCCGUGAAGGCCUUGAAUGCCGACCUGGCCGAUCCUCGCCGCAGACUAUCAGACUCGGUAUUAGCCACGUUACUGAUUCUUUGUCUGUUUCAUGGUUGCGAUACCGGUGUGGCCGAGUUUCGGACGCAGUUUGCAGGAGUCACACGACUCCUUGCCAUUCGCAUGCGCCAUUCCCCUAUCAUAUCCGACGAUCUCAAAUGGUUUAUCCGUAUGUUCUCGUGGUUCGAUACCCUGACCGCGACCACGAAUGAUCGCGAUGUGCAGCUUCGCGGGAAAUGCUUGGAGAUCAGCUCAAUUACCGACGGAGAAUGGGGUCUCGAAAAUCUGGCCGGUUGUGAUGGGCGUUUAUUCAAGCUGAUCUCCCAGCUCAGCCGUCUCAAUCUGCUCAGUCAGGAUCAACAACCGGCCGAGUCUCGCCCUGCCGACGUAACCACUCCCACUGCUUCGCUCCCUCCGAAUAUGGUGUUCCCUGGCUGGGACACCGUCACUCCAGGCGUUGCUCAUGGGUCUAUAUCAGGCCAGGGAUAUGGCUCUUCAAUACCAACUCCCCCGCAAAGCGGGGAUCAAGCCAGGAGACCAUCCUCUCCCGCAUUCUGGACCGAAUGGUACUCACUCCGACAACGUCUCGAAUCUUGGCGAUUCGAUCCACCUGACCAAGCUUCCUUCCCUUCUCCGCCUCUAUCUACUGCAAACUUAUCCUGGAACCCACCCAACUUUAUAUCCGCACCCGCCACCCCCUCAAUGACAUACCAAGUGGCCCCCGAGAACCUCCAAGAUAUCUAUCAAAUAUCUGAAUGCUUCCGGCACGCCGCACUGCUCUACUGUGAACGACUCGCCGAACCAAGCCUCCCAUCCCGACAUCCACGAAUCCAGCACCUCGUCCACCUCGCCAUGCACUGCCUCUGCGCCGUCCAGUCCGACGUAUACCUCCUCUGGCCGCUGUUCAUCGUGGGCUCAGAAUGCGUCCAAGAAGAUCACCGAGCUAGCAUUCGCGCCCGCUGCAAGGAUAUCUCCAAGGACUCGGGCUUCGUAAAUAACCUCUCCUGCCUGGAACUGCUGGAAAAGAUCUGGGCAGAUCACUCUGACGAGUCAUCUUACCCCGUGUACCCUUCUGAGAUGGGUCCCCCGCCGCCACUGGAUGCUAGCGGUCGUCCGGUUCCGUCGCAGGCUUUCCGUUGGUCGCGCGUGAUGCAGGCCAAACGGGGUGGUGGGGAGUAUAUGGUGGUGUAA